CUUUCUUGUCUCGCUCAUUGCCUUUCCAUUGAUUUCUGGUUGUAUACGUUUUUGCCCUUUUUAUUAGUUUCAUUUCUAAUUGGGCGCUUGAUUCCCGAUUCUCCACCAAAUUUUUUUUCUAUUAUUUUCGAUUUUCUGCGCAGCUCGUUGCUUGCGGAUUAAGGUUUCUGCAUCCGCCCCGGCAUUUCGAAGACUGCCUAGCAUUUCGGAUAGAAAUUCCUCAAACUGGGAAACUGAGAAGAGAACUGAAUCUGGAUCCGAUGGACCUGAAAUCAAAUCAUGCUGCUCCUGUUCUCACUGAUCCUACACCCUUGAGCAAGUCAAGACUUGGUGUACCUUCCAGCCUGUUACAAUAUUCACCUCCUGGAGCAGCUUUUUCUGCAGGUCUAUUCCUAACAAUCCCUAGGAGAAAGGCUGGAUUACUUGAUGAUGUCCGCUCUAACUCUUGGCUUGAUGCUAUGAAAUCUUCUUCGCCUCCUCACAGAAAGAUAACAAAGGAUGUUAACAACGAGCCUGUGGCAAAUGAGGCUGAUAUUGCUUAUCACACUUGGAUGGUUAAGUAUCCAUCAGCACUUACAUACUUUGAACAAAUCACCAAUUAUGCCAAGGGCAAGAGAAUAGCAUUAUUUCUGGAUUAUGAUGGGACUCUUUCACCAAUUGUAGAUAACCCUGACUGUGCCUUUAUGUCGGAUGCUAUGCGCGCAGCUGUAAGAAGGGUUGCAAAACAUUUCCCAACAGCAAUUAUUAGUGGAAGAAGCCAUGACAAGGUAUAUGAGUUUGUAGGACUAAAAGAACUCUAUUAUGCGGGUAGUCAUGGGAUGGACAUAAUGGGCCCUGUUAGACAAUCUACCGCUGAUGACCACAGAAAUGGUUUUAGGACUACUGACAAACAGGGUAAGGAUGUUAAUUUGUUCCAGCCUGCAGCUGAAUUUUUACCUAUGAUUGGCGAGGUUUAUGAAUCCCUUGUUGAAAGUACCAAAGACAUUGAAGGGGCUAAAGUUGAGAAUAAUAAGUUCUGUGUCUCUGUACAUUACCGCAAUGUAGAUGAGAAGAGUUGGCCUGCAGUUGCACAGUGUGUCCACGACGUUCUUAAAGACUACCCACGUCUCCGUUUGACUCAUGGGCGGAAGGUUUUAGAGGUACGACCUAUAAUAAACUGGGACAAAGGGAAAGCCGUCACAUUUUUACUUGAAUCUCUUGGGUUAAGCGAUUGCGAAGAUGUGCUCCCAAUAUAUAUUGGAGAUGACCGCACUGAUGAAGAUGCGUUCAAGGUCUUGAGGGAAGGAAACAGAGGUUAUGGCAUUUUAGUCUCUGCUGUGCCCAAGGAAAGCAAUGCAUUUUACUCUCUCAGGGAACCCUCAGAGGUGAUGGAGUUUCUCAAGUCACUGGUGAUGUGGAGAAAGUCAAGUGCUCUAUAAAAUACUGCAUAGAUUUUACAUAGAAGAGAUAAUCUUGACAUGCUUAUACGAUGAAAGCAACCUACUUAUUUUAAGUUGUCUAGAAAGAAAAAAAGUAUACCAACAGGAGGUUUGGGGAACAGGCUUUGCUUGGAAGAAGACCUCGCUUUAGCCUGCGUGCUCAUAGCUUCUUGCCUUUUUUGGUUGUGAAAAGCUUUGUGCCUCAAUUGUAAAUUCCUCUUGCUUAAUUUAUCUUCUGGUUUUUACUGAGGGAGGUGCCUUCAUUCUUUUCUUCUUUCUUUCUGAAAUGUAUUAAUUAUUCAUUCCUUCUUUUUAUUUUUAUUUUUCUCCACUCCUCUUGGAUUUUGGUUAAAGUAUACUAUAUCCCUCAUGGGGUCAUUACUUGUUGGACUUGUUGUAAAAUGGGUUAUUUGAUUCUAUGAUGAGGCCCAACCAGAAAGUUUGUUUUUCUCCAUA
Molecule: messenger RNA, 1874 nt
Organism: Prunus mume (Japanese apricot)
Lineage: Eukaryota; Viridiplantae; Streptophyta; Magnoliopsida; Rosales; Rosaceae
Gene: ATTPPA
Product: Haloacid dehalogenase-like hydrolase (HAD) superfamily protein
Biological process (GO): trehalose biosynthetic process
Molecular function (GO): trehalose-phosphatase activity
Source: RefSeq, a predicted model, not a curated record